AUGUCUGCGUGGGCUUCCGGCAAUUUAGCCGAAAAGCUGAAGCAACAAAAAGUGGCUGCUCUGAACGGCAAGGAUGCACUUUCACCGCAAGCAGCCGCUUCAAUUUCUGCGACCCCGUCUACCACCAGUAACAAAAAGAAUAACAACGAUGCCCCGUCCCCCACUCCUAUUUUGCCUCCACCCACUGUGGACAACAUUGUUGCGCACCCCCAGAAGCUGCAGCCGGUAGACUCGUCUGUCGGAAAAAAACAGCCACAGCAUGAAGAAGCAGGCUCACUUGUGCAUUUCGGCCAGCUCUCACUCCCUCAGGAUAUAGCGAAGCUCGUGUCGGUGGAGUUUACGUUUGUCGGUACCAUGAGGACGCCCCAGCCGCCGUUAGAGGAGGCCAAACGCCCCCCGGCCCCCAGAACCCCAGAGACGUUGGCAACAGCAACAACGAUGGUGCCACGACACGCACAUGCACACCACAGCCCGCCGCAUAUGGAUAAUGCAAGCCAUUCGUACCCGGUGCACCAUCACCACCAUCACCAUUACCAUCAUCAUCAACACCAUCACCAACAGCAACAGCAACCGCAACAACACCAACAGCAACGUAAUUAUAUGCAUCAAGGGAUGCCGGGGCAUACGUACCAUGAUGCAUACAACUCAAUGCCGUAUAAUAUGAGCCCUUAUGCUGCGCCGUACCACCCCCGCAUGUACGACGGGUACCCUGGCAUGGGCAUGGGCAUGGGUAUGGGCAUGGGCAUGGGCAUGUAUGGUGGCAUGAACGACUAUGGCGGUUUCUCGCUCCAGGGACGACCUGCAUACUAUCCGCCGCCGCAAAACCAGACGGGGCCUUACAUGCCACCGCCUCAGCAGUAG
Trypanosoma grayi is the source of this 861-nucleotide messenger RNA. RefSeq lists its product as hypothetical. The transcript has a single exon. The coding region runs from base 1 to 861 and encodes 286 amino acids. The record is from RefSeq and is a predicted model, not a curated record. NCBI's taxonomy places the organism in Eukaryota, Euglenozoa, Kinetoplastea, Trypanosomatida, Trypanosomatidae.